UGAUGGACAUUAAAACUUAGGUAGCAGGUGAUGUACGUAACUAGCAAAACAGCAAUUUUUCGCAAAGAAAAAAACGAUGUGUCUAGUAAUUUAAAAAAAAAACUAUUUUUAUACUUUCAAUAAUUCAGAGAAAAUUGAGACCAAAUUGUUUAAGAUAGAACAUUUUAUACGCAUAUAUGAAGAAACAGGCUUUAGAACGUGAUUUCCUAAUGCAUAAUGUCAGGGUCAGAGAAUCAUUUAAAAAGUCGAAACGUUCAGUCGGGGACAGUCAGUCACAGUUUUGUCACACUGAUUAGAACAUCAUCGUGAUAAAAUCGAAAAUGCAUCGUAGUGCAAGUACUCAUGCUAUUACUAGCUUUACGUUGGUAAUAUGUAUCCUCUUUGUGAUUGUUAUUAUUACUCGUUUCAAAGAGACAUACUUGUCUGAAAAUAGUCCAUUCACAGAGAAGGAAACAGAAAAAUUAAGAGGCUACAGAACAUUAUGUAUGAACAAAUAUGAUGUUGAUACGACAAUAAUUGAAAAAGCAAAGGAAAUGGAAAACGUAAUUGAUUAUAUUGACGAAAGACUUGUUUCCUAUGUUAUUUGUUUAUAUAAAAACUGGGGAAUUAUAAAUGCAGAUGGACACAUUGACUGGAAGGUAACUCUUUCUAUGUUGCGAGGUGUACCACAAAAAGUAUUCAAUGAAAUAUACAGUGCAUGCAAUCGUACCACUGGUACAGAUUAUGAAAGAGGAUACGAGUUAUUUAAGUGCUUCUUACGAAACAAAGUAGAUCUUCUAUAAAAUAAAUCUAUUUAUUAAUCUCGAUUAAUACAAUAGAUUAUUUGUAAUUAGAUCUAUUGUAAAACGGAUUGAAGUAUUAAAAAUGUUGUACACAACAAUAUUAAGUAUUA
This is a messenger RNA of Solenopsis invicta (red fire ant), 892 nucleotides long. RefSeq lists its product as uncharacterized. Gene Ontology annotation, molecular function: odorant binding. The record is from RefSeq and is a predicted model, not a curated record. NCBI's taxonomy places the organism in Eukaryota, Metazoa, Arthropoda, Insecta, Hymenoptera, Formicidae. Bases 321 to 782 code for a protein of 153 amino acids. The transcript is spliced from 6 exons.